Molecule: messenger RNA, 2346 nt
Organism: Struthio camelus australis
Lineage: Eukaryota; Metazoa; Chordata; Aves; Struthioniformes; Struthionidae
Source: RefSeq, a predicted model, not a curated record
AUGUUUCUCGCCAGCAGCCAGGCAGCACGUGUUCUGAGAGAUCUUCCUUGCCUCUUUCCUGUGCCCUGUUUUGGUCCAUCCCUGGCUCACGCAGACAGGCCACCAUCCCCUGUCAACGUGACUGUGACGCAGCUGAAGGCCAACUCUGCCACUGUCUCGUGGGAUGUCCCCGAAGGAGAUGUGGUCAUCGGCUAUGCCAUCUUACAGCAGCGGCAGGAUGGACAGAUGCAGCGCUUCAUCCGGGAGGUGAACACCACCAACAGGGCCUGCGUGCUGUGGGACUUGGCAGAAGAUGCUGAUUACAUCAUCCAAGUGCAGAGCAUUGGCCUGUAUGGGGAAAGCCAGGCCAGCAAGCGUGUCCACUUCCGGACACUGAAGGAGACUGACCGCCUCCCCUCCAACAGCUCCAACCAAGGUGACAUCACCAUGGAAGGGCUGGACAAGGACAGGCAGCUGCAGACAGGCGAGAUUAUCAUCAUUGUGGCUGUGCUGCUCAUGUGGGCAGCGGUGAUUGCCCUCUUCUGCAGACAGUAUGACAUCAUCAAGGACAAUGACUCCAACAACAACAAGGAGAAGACGAAGCCAUCCUCAGAGCACAGCACGCCAGAGCGGCCUACUGGAGGGCUGUUGCGGAGCAAGAAGAAGUCCCCCUCUGUCAAUAUUAUCGAGGUGUAAGUGCAGCACCAGCUUGGCAUCUGGGGUCCUGGACAUCCUGUCAGAGCCGAAAGCAGGCCUGGGAAGAAGAGGCAGCAUUGGCGCCCAGCCUGUCAUUCUGCAUGCGAAGAUCUGCAUAUCAGAACUUACGCUUUCCCAAUGGCGCCUGUCUGGGGACGUGCAUGGAGCCGUGCAUGCAGUGCGUGGCCCCAGCUAUCCUGCGUGCCUGGCCGUGCUCCCCUGCCACUGAGGAGCAAGGAGCUGAGCAAGGAGGGAGAGCCACAACCCCAACCGGGGAGUUGGGACGCCUGGGGGAGCAGAGGGGCUGGUGCUCCUUGCAGCCCCAAGGGGAGGCAGCAUUCCUGUCCACUAGCUCGGUCAAAGGCCUGGGCACAGCUGCAUGACACCAGACUCCUGCCUGGCAGGCAGCCUGGAGCAGGCCCUGCUCUCAGCCGCUGUGUCCAGGCUCAGAGGGCUGCCUGUGAGGGGUGAGAGCUGGUUCCCCUUUCAGCCCCAAGAUGGAGGGGAUGGGGCAGUGCCGGCGCUUGCCCCAAAGCCACCAGGGAAAUUGCAGUGAGGUGGCAGGAGGGUUUGUCUGUGGGGCUGGGCCCAGUAGGCACAGCAGGUCCCUGCUGGGGCAUGGGGCUCCUCUGCACCCAGUUGUGGCAGUGCGGUGGGCUCCCAAGGCCUCUCCCAGCCAUGGGGAGAAGGACACAGAGCGUAAUGAGCCAUUGGUGCUGCAGAACCUGGCUGGGCUGCAGAGCUCACAGCUGGGGCAGGGAGUGCCAGCAGGUGGGGAGCAGCCCUAUGGGAUGGUAUGAGCCCCACAGGGCUAUGGGGGCAGACAGGGUGAGGGCGAGGCUGCGGUAUUGCUAUUUCCCCAGUAGGAAAAUCAGUCCUGGCAAGCUCAAGCUAUUUGUGGGGGAGCUGCUGAGCACCCUGUGAGCUGCGUGAUGCUGGUGCUGCCUAGAGAUGGUGUAGUGAGACCCAGCAAGGUCUCGACUGGCUCAGCAGGAUGUGCACUGUGGAGCCCAUCACUGCUCUGGGGACAGCCCCAGCUCCGGCAGCAUCGCGUCCUGCUCCUGACCCCUUCUGUCCUGCUGGUGCAUGGUCACUGCUGAUGCUCUCUCCUGGAGCUGGCCCUGUGUCCUGCCCCAGGCUGGCUGGUGCAACACAGACCUGUGGGAAAGGGCUGGCUGUGAAUGCCCAGAGCUGGUGGACCUCUGUAGCGCUACAACCUGUCCGAUCUGCUUGGCCAUGCAAGGAUAGCAUGAGCCGUUGACCACACUUAGGCUGGGGAAGAGGUGGCAUCUGGACCAUGUUUGUGUGCUCCCCAGCACUUGCAGGCAGAAGUCUGUCACUGGGUAUCGGCACUGCUCUGUGUCGGAGGCCGAGGCCUGGUGAUGCCUGGCCCAGUCAUGCCCUCCUGCUGAGGGGGGACACGAGGAGCAGAGAUGGCAGCUGGUGGCCUUGCUGCUCUCUGCUCUAUGGUGUGCAACUGAGCUGGGGUGCUGGCCCUGCAGCCCCCAGAUUCAAGCAUCACAGGAUCCAGCGUCUUCCAGGAAUAAACCUCCCAGCAAAGCACUUUCAGGACUCUUCCUUCUGGGUGCUGCUCAACUCCUGCUGCAGAACUAGGUGGGGAAGGGGUAGGGUAAGCAACUCUCUGUGGCAGGGUCUUUUCAAUAAAAGCAU